AUGGCGUCCGACAGUGCAGUAGCUGAGGAGAUGCAAAAUUUGAUGCGAUAUAUAAAAUCGCUUCCUCAAGGAGUCAACGCCUCUUCAGGUGUACGAGACUACCUUAUCAAAGAUACAACACUUUUCUGCAUAUUCGAUAUGCAAGAAGAGGGGACAAAUAUUUACAUCUGUCUCUCAUGCAUUUUAACAGAGGGUUUACUUAGACCUGAUAUGCCAUCAAUCACUGCAAUAUCGAAUUUCUGCUAUGGUGUAUUGACCGUGGUAGACCUCGCAGUGAUCGAGAUCAUGAAUCAUACUCGACAUUAUAUCUCACCUAGGUUUUUACUUUGUGGAUUAAAGUAUCUAUUUCUUUUAGCAUAUGCAUGGUCUUAUAUUUGGGGUUGUCUUUGUACUUGUGCCUCUUUACUUUGGGAUGAAAGAUGGACAACUCAAGAUGUUAUUAGGGGGAAGAAAACCCAAAUUCCUACUCCACUGAAGAUAUUCCUCAAUGGAUUAUUCUUUGCUUUUGUGAUUUUACCCUGGCCACCUGUCUUGUGGGCAUUUGGGACAGCGAAUUCUGAGAUGUUAAAACUUCAGAAAGCCUUUCAUGAAUUGGACGAAGCUUCAAAGAUGGCUGGAACCAAAUAUAAUGGAACUCAUACCUUUGAUUUACUUACGGUACCAGCAGAAAGAGUUUUAAAGCAUCAGCUAGCUAUCUCGUACUAUACUAGAUUCGGUAUGAGCGUCUUUUUGGGUAUGCUUGUCUUUCUAGCAGUAAUAUAUGCUCCAUUGUUAUCAUUCUCAUUCGGUAAUCUCAGAAAACGUAUCAAUGCAUACGCCAAGGCAUUACCGGCUUCACCACCAGAUUCUCAAACAUAUCUAUACGCUGCACUUCAAGAAUUAAAAGGAAAGCAUCGAGCUUUACUCAAACAGGCACUAGUGACUUACUUUACUGCGUGGUUUUAUAUUCCAAUAUUGUCUUGGGAGCAUGAGCUUGAUGAUUUUGGCUCUCAGCUUACUUUCAAGACAAAUAGAUUCAUGGAAGAGCGGACACGUUGGGUCAUCAUCCCAUUAAAUGAUGAACUUAGCAUGAAUUUACUACUUGUUUCGUUUGUAAAAGUUACUCAACGCAAUCUAUGCCGUGGCUGGAAACAUUUGAAUUUGACCUUCUAA
Molecule: messenger RNA, 1152 nt
Organism: Melampsora larici-populina 98AG31
Lineage: Eukaryota; Fungi; Basidiomycota; Pucciniomycetes; Pucciniales; Melampsoraceae
Exons: 10
Coding region: 1-1152 (383 amino acids)
Source: RefSeq, a predicted model, not a curated record